CAGUGGUUUCUCCCAGAAAACGAUUGUGCUAAUGGAGAUUCUGGGGAAGUUCAAAGGUGUGAGAAGGGGAAGUUCCAGCAGCCAGAGGAGAUUUCUCCUAAGUUAGAAUCAAGACUCAGUGAUUUCUCCCAGAAAACUGUUGCUCUAAUGGAGACUCUCAGGAAGUUCAAAGACACUCUGCCGUCUGCACUAGAGUCAAAAAGAGAAGGAUCCAUAGGAGCAUUCAGACAGGCGCAUGUGACUCUGGAUCCAAACACAGCUCAUCCCCAACUUGUCCUGUCUGAGGAUCGGAAAAGUGUGAGACGGAGAGACACACAGCAGAAUCUACCCAACAACCCUGAGAGAUUUGACUGUUGGGCCUGUGUGCUGGGCUGUGAGGGAUUCACCUCGGGGAGACAUUGCUGGGAGGUGGAGAUGGUGGAUGGGGGAGGAUGGGCUGUGGGGGUGGCCAGAGAGUCUGUGGGGAGGAAGGGAUGGAUCAGACAUAGCCCUGAGGUGGGGAUCUGGGCUGUGGAGCCAUCUGUCCUGGGCUGUGGAGGGUCAGCCGGGCCCCCAGCAGGAUCCGGGUUUGUCUGGACUGUGACUGGAGACAGGUGACAUUUAUUGAUGCUGGUGAUGAGGUCCCGAUCUUCACUUUCCCGCUGGGCUCUGUCCCUGGGGAGAGAAUUCACCCCUGGCUGUGGGUGUGGCUGGGAUCCCAGCUCACAAUGUGUCCCUGAGCGGGGACGGGGAGGAAUAUCUCAUUGGGGAACCAGACAUCAACCUUUCUAACCUCACACAACCCAGUCUCUAUGACCUUGGAGGACUCCUGUUUACCCAGCUCCUGGCUCCUCAUCUCUAUGACCUGUGGAAGCCCCUCCCCUUUCUUGCAGGCUCAAAGAUGGGAGGGGGAAGAACC
Molecule: messenger RNA, 898 nt
Organism: Mauremys mutica (yellowpond turtle)
Lineage: Eukaryota; Metazoa; Chordata; Testudines; Geoemydidae
Product: butyrophilin subfamily 1 member A1-like
Exons: 4
Coding region: 148-597 (149 amino acids)
Molecular function (GO): protein binding
Source: RefSeq, a predicted model, not a curated record